Molecule: messenger RNA, 1366 nt
Organism: Neocloeon triangulifer
Lineage: Eukaryota; Metazoa; Arthropoda; Insecta; Ephemeroptera; Baetidae
Product: la protein homolog
Exons: 7
Coding region: 140-1249 (369 amino acids)
Biological process (GO): RNA processing; positive regulation of translation
Cellular component (GO): cytoplasmic stress granule; cytosol; ribonucleoprotein complex
Molecular function (GO): RNA binding
Source: RefSeq, a predicted model, not a curated record
UUUUCUCGGCCGACGCGAAAUACGCAAAGCAAAAGGAGAGCAAAACACGUGGUGAUUCACGUAUCUUCUUACUUCUUUCCUCGAAGCCGAAACGCCGAAUUUCUCUGCCAAACAGCACCGACAUCCUGUAAAGGUCAAGAUGACGGAAACAGAAGCUGCAGCUGAAAGCCAGAAUGGAAACGAGACCAAAACCGACGACACCUCGCCCGAAAACCUGAACAAAGUCGAGCGCCAGAUGAACUACUACUUCGGCGACUACAACUAUCCGAGGGACAAGUUCUUGCAGCAACAGGCGCAGCUGGACGACGGCUGGAUUCCUCUCGAGGUGAUGCUGAAGUGCGCCCGGCUGAAGGCGCUCACCGAAAAUGCGUCCACGGUAUUGCUCGCCAUCGCCCAGUCCAAGGAAGGCCUGCUCGAGGUGUCCGAGGACAAAAAGAAGAUUCGCCGGGCCCAGCCCGCCCCCGACGUCAACGAGGAGGCCCAGCUGGCCACACAAAGCCGAACUGCUUAUUGCAAGGGAUUUCCGCUGGAUGAGAAGCUUGACAAUUUGCUCGAGUAUUUCAAGCAGUUUGGAGACUGCGAAACUGUGCUGAUGAGACAUUACAGGGACAAGGAGGCAAAGACAAUGAAGUUCAAAGGCUCAGUAUUUGUAGUUUUCAAAACUGAUGAGCUUGCCAAGAAGUUCAUGGAACUUGAGAGUGUCAAGUUCAACGAAACUGAACUCAUCCGAAAGUGGCAAGUAGACUAUUUUGAAGAAAAGAAAAAAGAGAGGAUGGAGAAAAUAGAAAGCAAGAAAAGCAAACCAAACAAACCUGUUGAGCGCGAAUUCAAAGAGGAGAGUGGCAACAUAUCCCUACCCAAAAACAGUGUGCUGAAAAUCAAGGACAUUCCUGGAGAUGUGACAAGAGAAGACAUUAAAUCUGCCCUCACACUUGCUUGUCCUGAUGUGAAAAUAGCUUUUAUUGAAUUUGACAAAGGCAACCCUGAAGCAUUCAUCAGGCUUGCUGACGAAGGUUCGUCACCAAAGGCUAUUGAAGCUCUAGGAGAGGGAGGCAAGUUGGUUGUGUGCGGAGUCGAGUUGGUGGUCGAAGCUUUGUCGGAAGAAGACGAGAAACCAGUUCUCGAGAAGGCAGAAAAGUUCCUCAACUCGAGGCGCAUGUUUGGUUCAAAGGGCAGAGGUGGCUUCAAGAAAGGAAAGCGCAGAGGACGAGGUGGAUUCCAUGGUGGCAAGAGGGCUAGGAAUGACUAGAGUUUAGUUCCAAAUUUUAAGCUGUCCUCUCAAUGUGUAUCCUGUCGUGGAGAAAAUUAGUUGUAAUGAAUGAUCUAUAUAAGAAUAAAGUUAAACAAUAUUUCUUUUCUAAAUGCG